AUGUAUCGUAUGCCGGAGGAGAUCGCGGUUAAGGUGCUCGUCGAAGGGGAGGUGAAGGAGAUGUCCAUCAAACUCGAGCGGUUCGAGGGGACAAAAGUGUUUCAGGGAGGUUACCGGCAUAGGGGCACUGGCAGAUUGUUUCACCACGCGUCGACCCAGUUCGGGCAACGAGAGCGCCCUGUGAAGAACACCGAUCACCUUCGCACUCGGGACACGCAGACGUGUAAGAUCAAAACGACAACCAUGCAGACGACAAACGAGUGUGGUACGCAGAUGGCCCGCAAGGACAUGCACCUCGACGACGGGUGCGACACCUUCAAGAUCGCGGGCGAGUAUCGGACUGCCGGCGAGUAUUGGAGAGUGCGAGAGCGAAAAACCGUCACAAUACAGCGCUUUUGGCGGGGAUUCUCUGCGCGCAGCCGUGUCUGGUGUCGGCGGGAAGAAAAGUGGGCCCUUGAGGAGAAGGAGAUGGAAGAGGUGGCAGAGGAGGAGGGCAAGAGGACCCAAGAGAAGCAGCGGGAGAUGCAGCGGCGCAUGAACCCGAGCACCGUCCAAGACUUUGAGGUCCUCUACAACGAGCUCGACCAGUGGAGGGAGGCGGAGACCAAGAGCAUCAAGCAAGCGGAGGUCGGGGAGCGGCGGAAGCUGGCGCUGCGGGAGCUCUUGCACAAGGAGACGAGGCUGCUGCAGACCAUCGACCGCCUCAAGAUCACGGCGGCGCACGAGGGCAAGGAACGCCGUACGAGGCGCAUGCUGGAGCUCAUGUCGGCCUCGAAACAGUGGGAGAUGGGUGACGGCGAGGUGUCAGAGAUCCACACGCCUUGGACGAACCGAGCACGAGACCUUCAGGACAUGUACGAAGCCCUCGAGGCCCCACUCCUGAGCGUCGAAGAGCGCCUAGACGUCCUCUUGCACCUAAAGUGGACCGUCAGCGAGUUCGACUGCCGGCUGACCCGGGACAUCGCGGAGCUGGUCGACAGGGAGGCGGACCUGUUGAGCCGGGGGCGGGGGGAGGCCAGCCUGCGGCCGCUCCGGCAGCGCAUCCGCAACCUGUUCUUGCGGUUCGCGGAGACCCCGGACUUCAACCCGGAGGCCUCGCGGUUCAUUCGAGUGCCGCCCAAGUACGGGAAGCUUACGGACGAGGGGAUGGUGGGCUUGACAGGGGUGGUCUCAUGCAAGUGA
Ectocarpus siliculosus is the source of this 1182-nucleotide messenger RNA. Lineage: Eukaryota; Phaeophyceae; Ectocarpales; Ectocarpaceae. The record is from the annotation of a GenBank genome assembly.